Molecule: messenger RNA, 1066 nt
Organism: Phialemonium atrogriseum
Lineage: Eukaryota; Fungi; Ascomycota; Sordariomycetes; Cephalothecales; Cephalothecaceae
Exons: 3
Coding region: 145-828 (227 amino acids)
Biological process (GO): endoplasmic reticulum to Golgi vesicle-mediated transport; vesicle fusion
Cellular component (GO): Golgi membrane; Golgi medial cisterna; cis-Golgi network
Molecular function (GO): SNAP receptor activity
Source: RefSeq, a predicted model, not a curated record
GCCAGCCCCAAGCCUAUAUUGUAUGUAAGCUGCGCCACAUACUCGUACGCCACAUUCGCCAGGGACAGCUUGGUACUCAACACCAUUGACCUGGACAAACGAGGAUUCUGUGAGACGACUCGUUCGACCCUUCUCCAAUCACACAUGGCGACCGCAUCAAGUACGGGCUGGGCGCAGCUGCGCCAGCAGGCUAGGACAUUAGAAGCUCAGACCGAGACAGCCCUCCAUACUUACUCCCAGUUCUCGACUGCGCCCAACAUCCCUCCGAAACCGACCGAAGAUGAGAAGAACACGGAAUCAAAACUCCAGGAUCUUCUCGAGAAGAGAGACAAAGUUGUCGGGCAGCUCACGCGGCUCCUCGACUCGGAGGCGGCGCUAACCUCGUCGGCGCUAAAGCAAAACAACCUAUCGCUACUCCGCGACAAGCUAGCGGAGCACCGGCGGGACCUGGCACGGCUCCGGGGGUCGCUCGGCGAGGCACGCGACCGGGCCAACCUGCUGUCGUCGGUGCGGGACGACAUCGACGCGUACCGGUCCAGCAACCCGGAGGCGGCCGAGUCCGAUUACAUGCUGGAGGAGAGCGGGCGGAUCGACCGCAGCCACGAGGCGGCCGACAGCGUGCUGAGCCAGGCGUACGCCGUCCGCGACGGCUUCACGCUGCAGCGCGAGACCCUCUCCAGCAUCAACCGCCGCAUCACCCUCGCGGCCAGCCAGGUGCCGGGCAUCAACUCGCUGAUCGGGAGGAUAUCGGCCAAGAAGAGGAGGGAUGGCAUCAUCAUGGGCUCGUUUAUCGCCCUGUGCUUCCUGGUCUUCUGGUUCUUUAUGUGACCUAUGGGACUUCAAGGAAAGAAGAGUGGGGACCGCUUGUACAUUCUUUACGCGGAUUCGUUAUGGUGGCGCAUCCAGCAUUGGCACUGGCGUUGGGACGGUUUUCUUUACGGCAGAGCUGACAUUGGCUUUCUUCUGUCAAGGCAUUUCGUGGGAAAGGGGUAUCUCUUCAGGUGCAAUAACACAGAUGGUACAAAAACAGUAAUAAUGCAAAAAAGAAAGAUGCAGGUCAGCUACG